Messenger RNA from Caenorhabditis briggsae, 1680 nucleotides. It is a transcript of the gene Cbr-soc-2, whose product is annotated as Protein CBR-SOC-2. Gene Ontology annotation, molecular function: protein binding. The record is from RefSeq and is a predicted model, not a curated record. The transcript is spliced from 7 exons. NCBI's taxonomy places the organism in Eukaryota, Metazoa, Nematoda, Chromadorea, Rhabditida, Rhabditidae. Bases 1 to 1680 code for a protein of 559 amino acids.
AUGGAGACAUCGAAAGAGUUCGAGUUUCGGCCGGCCAAAGAGACAUCGCGGUCGAAAAGUCCCGGUGGAAUCGUUGGUCGGUUGUCGAAUUUCGCGAGAAAUAAGGCUCGACACUCGUUGAGUGAAAAGGGCUCGAAUUCGGUUGGUGGAAGUGGUGGAAGCGGGUUUGAUAAGCCGAGAAAGGAUCUUCUGAAGGAGUUCCACAAAUGCAAAGAAGCACAGGAUCAACGUUUGGAUUUGAGUUCAAUCGAAAUCACGAGCAUUCCAUCACCAAUUAAAGAGCUCACACAACUCACCGAACUCUUUUUGUACAAGAACAAACUUACAUGUCUACCAACGGAAAUCGGUCAACUUGUGAAUCUCAAAAAGCUAGGACUCUCUGAAAACGCCUUAUCUUCUCUGCCCGACUCUCUUUCCUCACUGGAAUCUCUAGAAACUCUGGAUUUAAGGCAUAACAAGCUGACAGAAGUUCCAGCUGUUAUUUAUAAAAUCACAUCGUUGGAGACGUUAUGGUUGAGGUACAAUCGAAUUGUGGCCGUGGAUGAGCAAAUUGGGAAUUUGCAAAAAUUGAAAAUGUUGGAUGUUAGAGAGAAUAAGAUUCGAGAACUUCCGUCUGCGAUUGGGAAGCUGUCGUCGUUGGUGGUGUGUCUCGUGUCCUAUAAUCAUUUGACACGCGUUCCAGAAGAAAUCGGUGAAUGCCACGCACUGACUCAACUCGAUCUUCAACACAACGACCUGUCGGAACUACCGUAUUCCAUUGGAAAAUUGACUAAUUUGGUUCGAAUCGGAAUUCGAUACAACAAGAUUCGUUGCAUUCCGAGUGAAUUGGAGAGUUGUCAACAGUUGGAAGAGUUCAUUGUGGAGAGCAAUCAUUUGCAGUUGUUACCGCCAAAUCUCCUGACAAUGCUCCCAAAGAUCCACACAGUCAAUCUCUCAAGAAACGAGCUCACAGCUUUCCCAGCCGGCGGACCACAACAAUUUGUGCCGACUGUAACGAUAAACAUGGAACAUAAUCAAAUUUCAAAAAUCCCAAUUGGAAUCUUCUCGAAAGCCACGCGGCUAACGAAACUGAAUCUGAAGGAGAAUGAGCUGGUCUCGCUACCUCUUGAUAUGGGAUCCUGGACAUCAAUCACCGAACUGAAUCUCUCUACAAAUCAACUCAAAGUGCUACCAGAAGAUAUUGAAAAAUUAGUGAAUCUGGAAAUUCUAGUCCUUUCCAACAAUCAACUCAAAAAACUGCCCAACCAAAUCGGAAAUCUCAAAAAACUCCGCGAGCUGGAUCUCGAGGAGAAUGAGUUGGAGACGGUUCCAACGGAAAUUGGAUUCUUACAGCAUUUGACAAAAUUGUGGGUUCAGUCGAAUAAGAUUGUCACACUGCCACGAUCCAUUGGAAACUUGUGUUCACUUCAGGAUUUGAGAUUGGGAGAAAAUAAUUUGACGGCGAUUCCAGAGGAGAUUGGUCAUUUGGACUCUCUGAAAUCUCUCUACCUUAACGACAACUCUUCCCUUCACAACCUUCCAUUUGAAUUGGCACUGUGCCAAUCCCUUGAAAUCAUGUCCAUUGAGAACUCUCCUCUUUCCCAAAUCCCACCAGAAAUCACUGCUGGUGGACCAUCGCUUGUGAUACAAUACCUCAAAAUGCAAGGACCGUAUCGUGGAGUUGUGAUGACGGGACAAUAA